Messenger RNA from Elephantulus edwardii (Cape elephant shrew), 1962 nucleotides. RefSeq names its product nuclear receptor subfamily 4, group A, member 3 (gene NR4A3). The record is from RefSeq and is a predicted model, not a curated record. Gene Ontology annotation, cellular component: transcription regulator complex; nucleus. The transcript is spliced from 8 exons. The coding region runs from base 169 to 1962 and encodes 597 amino acids. Gene Ontology annotation, biological process: regulation of transcription by RNA polymerase II; cellular response to corticotropin-releasing hormone stimulus. NCBI's taxonomy places the organism in Eukaryota, Metazoa, Chordata, Mammalia, Macroscelidea, Macroscelididae. Gene Ontology annotation, molecular function: RNA polymerase II cis-regulatory region sequence-specific DNA binding; zinc ion binding; nuclear glucocorticoid receptor binding.
GUGAAGGAGCGCAGCCCAGCAAGCCCGGGCCCUGAGAACAGCCCCUCAGUGGAACCCAGCAGCACCGCCGCCGCAUCGCCUCACCGGACAUCUCCACCUCCUCUGCCCUCAGCUUCGGCUGGAAGGACCCCCAGCCCCACCAUUCAGCGCGCAAGAUACCCUCCAGAUAUGCCCUGCGUGCAAGCCCAGUAUAGCCCUUCACCUCCAGGUUCCAGUUAUGCGGCGCAGACCUAUGGCUCGGAGUACACCUCGGAGAUCAUGAAUCCCGAUUACACCAAGCUGACCAUGGACCUUGGCAGCACCGAGAUCACAGCCACUGCCACCACGUCCCUGCCCAGCUUCAGCACCUUCAUGGAGAGCUACUCGAGCGGCUACGAACUCAAGCCCUCCUGCCUGUACCAAAUGCAGCCGCCGCGGCCCUUGAUCAAGAUGGAGGAGGGCCGCGCGCACGGCUACCACCAUCACCACCACCACCACCACCACCAUCACCACCAGCAGCAGCAGCAGCAGCCCUCCAUUCCGCCCCCCUCCGGCCCAGAGGACGAGGUGCUCCCCAGCACCUCCAUGUACUUCAAGCAGUCCCCGCCGUCCACGCCCAGCACGCCGGGCUUCCCCCCGCAGACGGGGGCGCUGUGGGACGACGCGCUGCCCUCGGCGCAGGGCUGCCUGGCGCCGGGCCCGCUGCUCGACCCGCCCAUGAAAGCCGUGCCCGCCGUCGCCGGCGCGCGCUUCCCGCUCUUCCACUUCAAGCCCUCGCCGCCGCACCCCGCCGCGGGCAGCCAGGCCGCCGCGCUCGAGGGCCACCCGUACGGGCUGCCGCUGGCCAAGAGGGCGGCCGCGCUGGCCUUCUCGCCGCUCAGCCUCACCGCCUCCCCCGCCGCCUCGGGCCUCCUGGGUGAGAGCCCCAGCCUGCCGUCGCCGCCCAACCGGAGCUCGUCGUCGGGCGAGGGGACGUGCGCCGUGUGCGGAGACAACGCCGCCUGCCAGCACUACGGCGUGCGCACCUGCGAGGGCUGCAAGGGCUUCUUCAAGAGAACGGUGCAGAAAAAUGCAAAAUAUGUUUGCCUGGCAAAUAAAAACUGCCCAGUAGACAAGAGACGUCGAAACCGAUGUCAGUACUGUCGAUUCCAGAAGUGUCUCAGUGUCGGAAUGGUUAAAGAAGUUGUCCGGACAGAUAGUUUAAAAGGGAGGAGAGGUCGGCUGCCUUCCAAACCAAAGAGCCCGUUACAGCAGGAACCGUCUCAGCCCUCCCCACCUUCUCCUCCGAUCUGUAUGAUGAAUGCCCUUGUCCGAGCUUUAACAGACUCAACACCCAGAGAUCUUGAUUAUUCCAGAUACUGUUCCACUGACCAGGCUGCCACAGGCACAGAUGCUGAGCAUGUACAACAAUUCUACAACCUUCUGAUAGCCUCCAUUGACGUAUCCAGAAGCUGGGCAGAAAAGAUUCCAGGAUUCACUGAUCUCCCCAAAGAAGAUCAGACGUUACUUAUAGAAUCAGCCUUUUUGGAGCUGUUUGUUCUUAGACUUUCCAUCAGGUCGAACACUGCUGAAGAUAAGUUCGUGUUCUGCAAUGGACUUGUCCUGCAUCGACUUCAGUGCCUUCGUGGAUUUGGGGAGUGGCUCGACUCCAUUAAAGACUUUUCCUUACAUUUGCAGAGCCUGAACCUUGACAUCCAAGCCUUAGCAUGCCUGUCAGCACUGAGCAUGAUCACAGAACGACAUGGGUUAAAAGAACCAAAGAGAGUGGAGGAGCUAUGCAACAAGAUCACAAGCAGCUUAAAAGACCACCAGAGUAAGGGACAGGCACUGGAGCCCACCGAGCCCAAGGUCCUGCGUGCCUUGGUGGAACUGCGGAGCAUCUGCACCCAGGGUCUCCAGCGCAUCUUCUACCUGAAGCUGGAAGACUUGGUGUCUCCGCCUUCCAUCAUUGACAAGCUCUUCCUGGACACGCUCCCCUUCUGA